AUGAUUCCAGACUGCACAUGCGAUGAGUUGGAACCACAAAUUCAUCAAGCUGUUCUUGGAGAGUGGAACGAGUUGACAUCCCCUGGUUACCCGAUACCAUAUUGUAGCGACCUAGUGUGUGUUUAUAGGAUUGUCGCUCCAGCUGGGCAUCACGUCGUACUAAAUAUCACAGAAUUUUACACUGAACCCUAUAACGACGUACUGGCUUUGUUUGACGGUGAGAACACAACUGGGAGACAUAUAGAUGGAGUAAAUGCGCUGCAAAAUAACAAAAAAUGGAAGAUAAUGAAAAUCUUGAUAAAAGUAGUUCGUGACUAUUACAGCAUCUUAAAGUGUGAACACCUUUUUGAGUGAGA
Messenger RNA from Cylicostephanus goldi, 356 nucleotides. Lineage: Eukaryota; Metazoa; Nematoda; Chromadorea; Rhabditida; Strongylidae. The record is from the annotation of a GenBank genome assembly.